ACUUGGUGCAGUACAAAAGCCGAGGAGCUGAUCUCGGUGGUGCAGAAAAUCGAGAGUUAUUCAAGGAUGCAAUGAUGGGCUACGUUCAGCUGCUUCUGCUCUGCUCUCUGUGGUCCUCCUCCAUCUUUACCUCCUUGGGCAUCAGUGUCCCUCGAUCUCCACAGACUAAAGAAGAUGCUGCAGAGUCUACAUACAUACACACCUGUAAAGGUAUAGAACUGCAGCUGAGAGACUGCAACGAGAGACUGACGGAGAAGAGUCUGUACGCCACUAAUGCCGACAAAGAAAUCUUUGACCUGAAGAGGCAGCUGAGACAGUGCAGACUGUCAUGCAAGGGUGCAGCUCAGGCGGCCGAAAUGCAGAUUGCAGCUCUUCAUGCUCAGCUGGAAAGUCUGCUGAAACAACUCGGAGAUACAGCAGCAGGUCCUGCUAAAGACGUCUUAGUCAUUCUCCAGAAGUACGUUGACAUAAAGAAGCUGGAGUUGAAUGUCACCAUGGAGACAGAACCAGCCAAGCUUGCAGCCCUUCAAGAAAAGCUGAAGAAAACACAAGAAGAGCUGAAUAAAUUGAUGGGAAGUCUGAGUCCAUCAAAUUGCAAAGACGGCAGUGGCAGCGGCAGCUUAAUUGCAGAGAUAAGUAAGCUGCAAGCGGAGAUUGAUAAACUGCAGAAAGGAAGUGGAGGUCCUGCACAGUCAGCACAAAUCAAGGCUUUACAGAAACAGCUGGAGGAGAAGCUCAAACAACUGAACGCUGGUGAUGGUUCCUCCAAACAAGUCGUGGAGAUCAUCAGACAACAAGAGGACUUAAAAGUCCUUCAGAGCAAACUGGCUGACCUGCUGAAGGCACAAGAAGAGUUUAAGGCCCUUCAGGCACGUCUGAGAGAUCUGACGUUCCUGCUGUCCGAUCUGAAAGAAGAGAAGGAGAAAGGCAAAGCAGUUGAUAAUGAGAUCGCGGCUACGGAGAGAGAGAUUUUGGCAGUAAAGGGCCAGUUGGAGGUUCUAAACCGCAGCCUGUCUCAGAAGGGAGAUCUGGAGAAACAGCUCUCGGAAAAGAGAAAGCAGAUAGAGGACAAAAUCGGCGGACUGAAGAAUAGCAACCAGGAUCUGCUUGCCAGAAUCCUGAGUCUUCAGUUGGAGCUUCAGGAGACUCAGAUUCGCGCACAAGCAGAGAAGGCGGCAGCAGAAUUUCAAAUAGAAGAUCUUCAGAAGCUGGUGAGAAUGAAAGAAGAGAGGAUUACCAAGCUGCUGGGCAGGAACCGGUAUUUGGAGACGAAGCUGGAGGACCUUAGCGCGGUGUGUGAUGACCUCCAGGCUUCCUAUGACCAACUGUCGUCUCAAAUUGAAAUCCUGCCAGUAGAGAACCUUAAAAAAAUUAUGGAGAUCAAGUCGCUGAGCAACGAGAUAGACAGCUUAAGGAGCCGGAUCGCCGGCGAGACGUCUGAGUCCAAGAUUAAAGAGCUCCAGAAACUGCUGCAAGACAAGAUCAAUCAGCUCAACACAAAGAAGCGAGAACUGCAGCAGAAUGAUCCAGACGCUGGCAAGUUUCUGGCCAUACUAGAUAAGAUGGAAGAGAUCCAGAAGCUGCAGGGGGUCGCGAACCUGGAAAAUUUGGACCAAGUCCGCGCUCUGCAGCAGGACCUGCUCAAACAGAUCAACGAACUGAGCGACUCCAGUCCUGUUAAACUGGUGCUGAAGAACAUGGCCCUGCUGGCGGACGUAAACUGGAUAAAGAGGCUGAUCAGCUCCGUCACACAGCAGUCGCAGAACCAGAUCGCAGCUCUGCAAGAGCAGCUGAAGAAGAAGGAGGAGCUGCUGAACAAAAAGACAGCAGAACUGGCCAGUUCUGGGGACCAAGUGGGUCGACUGAACAAGGAGAUCUCCAAUCUGAAGGAGGAGUUGAAGAAGCUGAAGGAAAAACUGGCGAACGUGGAGCUUUCUUCAGCCGCCCGAGUGCGAGACCUGGAGAAUCAGCUGGACAAGAGCACACAGGAGCUGGACAAGGUCAACAAGGCCCUGAGCGAAAAGGACGCUGAAUUAGCAAAGAAGGUGAAAGAAAUCACCAAGCUGCUCGAGGACGUCAAACAAGCAAGGCUGGAAGCUGAAGCGGCGCGUCAGCAGGCAGCUAAAAAAAUAAAAGAUCUGAACGAACGUCUGCAAAAGAGCGAAGACGAAAAGUCUGAACUUGAAGCAGAAAACCAAAAGCUGCAGCAGGACCUGAAGGAAGCAGAAAAGUGCCAUAAAACUGUCACUGAGCUGCAGGCCGAGUACAAAGAAAAAAUCUCAAACAUGAAUAACACCUUAGCCCGUCAAGUUUUGACCAUCCAGACUCUCUCAGUGGAAGUGGAAACUCUUAAGGAGAAGCUCAGGCAGUCGGUGGGAGACACUGAAGACUUGAGGAAGCAGCUGGAAGAGAAGAGCAGUGAGCUGGACAAGGUGAAAAAGGAGCUGCAGGAAGAGAAAGCGUACUCUUUUGAUCUUAUGAAAUUGCUGGAGUCAUUGCGGAGGCUGUCCAAGCAGCAGGAGCAGAGCAUCGCGGAGUAUCUGGCUGAGAUUGGCCGGCUGGAGAAGGAAAUCGAAGAUUUGAUGGCCACAGUGGCAACCACAGGAGAUGACAAAGCGCAGCUGACCAUCCUGGUGAUCACUUUGAAGGAACAGCUGGCCAGUUUGGAAAAAGUGAAAGCACAGGUAGAGAAAGAAGCCUCAGAGAAGAUUGCAGCCCUGGAGAAGGACGUCGAGGAGAAGAGCAAAGAAAUCCAAUAUCUGAAGAACUACAACUGCGAAGACAUAAAGAAGCAGAUGGAGCAGCUUCGGAGGGAUUUGCAGGCUAAAGAGCAGGAACUGGACAAGCUGAAGAAAUCCAGAGAUGAUGAGGUCAGAGAGCUGCAAAAGAAGAUUACGAAGUUGACUAAUGAUCUGGGGCUCAUCACAGACAAACUGAAGGAGAAAGAUGCGGAGAAUGCAGAACUGAUUAAGCAAGCGGCUGAUUUGGGGGAACAGCUGAAAGAAGCUGCAAGAGGACAAGAAAACCUUAAACAAACCAUGCAGAAACAAAUCGACGAUCUUAAAGAGCAGCUGGGGGCCAAGCAGAAGGAAGUUUCAGAUCUGAAGAACAGUAUUGCAGACCUUCAAGAACAAGUGAAGAACAGGGAGAAGAAAGUGUCUGAACUUCAGAAGAACAAUGCAGCUCUAAAUGAGGAACUGGCCAGGAAACAGGACAAGCUGGCCCAAGCAGAGCAGGAUGUGAAGGAUAAAGAGGCGACCAUCACCGGCCUGAAAAACGAGCUCUCCAAGAAGAACCAGGAUCUCGCCACAGAACAAGACAAAAACAAAGUUGUGCUGAAGGAGAACGAGCGGCUGAGGGACCAGGUGACGACGAUAAACGACAGACUGCAGGACAUGCAAAAGGUGUCGGAGGAGAACGAUCAGCUGAAGAAGAAGCUUAAGGAGGUGGAAGACAAACUGAAGGUGCUGCAAGAUAAAGACCCUCCCAUCACUGUGGUCUCUCCAGUGUUAGAUCCGGACACAGCGCACCGCAGGCUCUACCUGUCCGACGACGGAAAGACAGUGAGGGGCGGCGACUUCCCCCGGCUUGUUCUGAACGGUCCCAAGCGCUACGAUUCCGCCCUGGCGGCUGUGGCGACAACGGGCUACAACUCCGGGAAGCUCUACUGGGAGAUCCAAGUGGGGACCCGGGCCUGUUUCGUGGUGGGCGUGGCCAAAGAAUCGGCUCAGAGGAAAGGCGAACUGAGUUAUGGACCCCAAAACGGUUACUGGGGCAUUCUGAGGAGGAGGGACGGCAAGUACCUGGCCCUCACUGAUCCUUACACGUUUCUCAUGAUGCCCGUAAAACCGACUGCGAUCGGGGUUCUGCUGAACUUCAAAAAGAAAGAGCUAGCCUUUUAUAGCCCCCAGUCCAGGAUGCCUCUCUACACCUUCCAGGACAACGUCUUCACAGAGAAUCUGUAUCCGUACAUAGAGACGUGCACCGACCAGAAUGCGGAAGAACCCUCCAUCGUCAUCUCCAAGGCUCCGUCCGUCUCCUGGCUGGAGGACAAAUGAGCUUUACGCUGCUUCUGCUCUCAAAUGCUAAGCUUCAUGUGGCAGUUAAAGCUUUAUGUGACAGUUAAUCGCCCCAGUGUGAUUUUUCACUGUAUUUUCUGAAAUAAACUCAACGCUCAAACGCA
Colossoma macropomum (tambaqui) is the source of this 4183-nucleotide messenger RNA. RefSeq names its product myosin-1B-like. The coding region runs from base 72 to 4058 and encodes 1328 amino acids. Gene Ontology annotation, molecular function: protein binding. The transcript is spliced from 46 exons. The record is from RefSeq and is a predicted model, not a curated record. Lineage: Eukaryota; Metazoa; Chordata; Actinopteri; Characiformes; Serrasalmidae.